Helicoverpa armigera (cotton bollworm) is the source of this 707-nucleotide messenger RNA. RefSeq lists its product as uncharacterized. Lineage: Eukaryota; Metazoa; Arthropoda; Insecta; Lepidoptera; Noctuidae. Gene Ontology annotation, cellular component: cytoplasm. Gene Ontology annotation, molecular function: glutathione disulfide oxidoreductase activity. The transcript is spliced from 3 exons. Bases 65 to 415 code for a protein of 116 amino acids. The record is from RefSeq and is a predicted model, not a curated record. Gene Ontology annotation, biological process: cellular response to oxidative stress.
AUCGGCAACUGAGUCAUUGUCAAGCUUUUUUUUUGCAACUCCAAAAAGGUUCCAGUUAGGUUACAUGGGCUCUCAGUCAACCAAAAUCGUUCGUACUACCAAAAUGGCGAGUUCAGCAGACGUGCAGCUAUUUAUCAAAAAAGCAGUAACUGACAACAAAGUUGUAGUAUUUUCCAAGUCCUACUGCCCGUAUUGUACGAUGGCUAAAGAAGUCUUCCAAAAAGUAAAGCAGCCCAUGACGGUAAUUGAGUUGGAUGAGCGUGAUGAUGGAGCUGUGAUCCAGGAUACCUUGGCACAGAUGACCGGCUUCAGAACUGUACCUCAAGUAUUCAUCAAUGGGAACUGUGUGGGCGGUGGCACCGACGUCAAGGCUUUAUACUCUUCAGGAAAGUUAGAGCCCAUGCUGAUUGGCUAAAUUUAAAAAUAGAAUGUUAAUUUAAAUAUGGAAAAUACUGUUAUUGCUUUCCAAUGUGCUGCUCACAAAUAAUAUUUGCUAAGGAUACAAAUGAUGUUAAUGUAAUGUUUCUCAAAGUACAAGAACCUAUCAUGUUAGUAAUUCUCUUCUGUUAGUAGAGUAUUAUACCUUAAGGAUCUACAACACAAAACAUGCUGUACGACACAUAAUAACUUAACGUAUUUGCCAUUCGAGAUUUAUUUAAUUUUGUGAUGUAUAUGUAUUUUUUUAAAUAAACGAUUUAUUGAAUGUU